AUGUCCGAGACGCUGAAGGGAAGCUACCAGGAGAUCCAGUUUUGGUGGUGCCCUCCAGAGUCACAGAAGCAAUACUGGACUGUCAAAAGCAGCUACCGAGAUACAAUCAUCUUCUUCAAAGUGGGCAAGUUUUAUGAGCUGUAUGAGGAUGAUGCGGAGAUUGGUGCUCAAGUCCUGGGAUGGCGGAUGACCGUCACUGGGGUCGGACAUUGCAGACAGGUGGGAUGUCCAGAAAGCGGCGUUGAGGAAGCUGUCUCGCGCCUGGUCUCUGCAGGCUAUAAGGUGGCGCGGAUGGAGCAAAUGGAAACGGCCCAAGAGGCAAAGGCCGCCCGUGGCCCAAAAGCUACCAUCCGCAGGCAGCUCACUCGUGUCCACACUCCAGCCACAGCCACAGGCAAUGUGUCGGUGGAUGCUGUGCACCUGAUGGCGCUGCAUGAGGCCCCAAUACAGAACCAUGCUACUUCAAGUCAGGACAGCCGAGUGACCUUCAGCUUUGCCUUCCUCGAUGCAGCUGCUGGGCGCUUCUAUGUGGGGGUAGCAGAUGAUGACGCAGGCAGAUCAACACUUGGGGCUCUUCUCACCCAGGUUGCGCCGCGUGAAUUGUUGGUGCGGCGCAAUGCGCUGUCAUCCACCACACAGCGAGCACUGUCAACGCCUUCUGUGGCGAUGGAGGUCACAAAUGUGACUGGGGCAGAGUUCCCUGAUCCUGAUGCCAUUGCAUCCGCUUCGAGUCUUGAGAGCAUGUUCAAUGGCCUCAUCGUGCCACACAACAUACAAGCAAUGGGUGCUGGAGCUUUGACUGCACUGUCUGCCCUCUGCCUCUAUCUGAAGAGGGCCAAGGCCAAUGAUGAGCUGGCCACGCAUGCUCAGAAGGUUGUCUCUUAUGAGACAUACGCCGGUGCUCUCUGCCUCGAUGGCCCCACACUGACAAACCUUGAGCUGCUUGAGAAUACUGAGGGUGGCACAGAGGGCUCCCUUCUGGCGCAGCUGGACACUUGUGCAUCUCCUGGAGGACGGCGGCUGCUGCGGCAGUGGCUGUGCAGGCCUCUGCUGGAUGUGGGGGCCAUCGAGCAGAGGCUGGACGCCGCGGAUGAGAUUGUGAAGCGCCCUGACCUCGUGACGUCCCUGCUGGCCACCCUGCGCUCCAUGCCGGAUCUGGAGCGCGCUCUGGGCCGCGCUCGAAACGCAGCAGCGGCCCCACAGCCUGGCCUGCCCACCUGGGCCCUGCAGGCUGCCCAGAAGAGGCGGCUGGCGGCGUUGGACAUUGCAGUGACUGCAGUGGCAAAGGCUGUGUCGGUGUUGAGGGAGCUGCAGCGCGGCCAGGCCGACCCUGAUGGCCCCGCGCUGAGCGCUCUCCUGGUGGCAGCCGCUGCCAGCGCACCCGACGAGCGCAGCCCGGCUCUGAAGGCGCUCAUGGGGAUCGAUGAGGCUCUCGUGAGCAGCGAGGGCCCAGCAAAGGGCUCAAAAGGCAAGGCAAAGGCACAAGGGCGCUCAGUGAGUCUCCACCCAGAAGCUCUUGCGAGCCUGCGGGCAGGCAGCAAUUCUGCAGCAGAGGAGUCAGAGGAUGACAGCUUGGAUCUGGAGAUCAGCCUGACCUCGGAGCUUAUCGAGAGGUUCAAUGCUCACUCUACUGUCUGGGAGGGCCUGGAGGAGGCACUGUCAACAAUUGACGUGCUGACAGCCUUUGCUAGCUUCACUGAGACCUCGAAUGGCCAGACCUGCCGGCCCACUGUCCUUCCUCUCGCAUCCAAGGCAGGCAGGGGUGCACUGCUGGACCUGCGAGGCCUGUGGCACCCCUGUGCUGUUCCUGGUGGAGGAGCUGGCGGCUGCAUUGUGGUCAAUGACCUCGUCAUGGGUGGAAGGGCGCCAGAGACUGCUCGCACGCUGCUGCUCACUGGUCCAAACAUGGGAGGGAAGAGCACAAUCUUGCGGGCAGCUGCCACUGCAGUAAUUCUCGCGCAGAUGGGCUGCCCUGUGCCUGCAGCGUCAGCAACGCUCACAGUCGCCGACAGGAUCUUCACACGGUUGGGUGCCCAAGACCGGAUUGUGGCGGGGCAGUCUACCUUCCUUGUGGAGUGCACAGAAGCAGCAGCCAUCCUCCGGCAUGCAACACAGGACUCCCUUGUGCUGUGCGAUGAGCUUGGCAGAGGAACAUCAACCUUUGACGGGUAUGCAAUUGCGCAUGCCGUGCUCAAGCACCUGAGUUCCUCCAUCGACUGCCGCCUGCUCUUUGCCACCCACUACCAUCCCCUCACAAUGGAAUUCUUGGCCAGCCCUCGUGUCAAGCUGGGACACAUGGAGGCUUUGGUGACUGGGGGCGACUCAUCGUCAGAGGGUCACAUCACGUUCCUGUACAAGCUGCUCAGUGGAGCAUGCCCCAAGAGCUAUGGACUGCAGGUGGCACGCUUGGCUGGCAUUCCAUUCAAUGUGGUUACAGUAGCACAGCAGGCAGGCACUCAGCUGGAGGAGAAGCUCCAGGGUGCUUUCGGAAAGAAGCUCAAAGAGCUGCUUGUGGAACAAGAAUCAUAUUGUCUGCGGAACAUCGCCAAGGCGGGCAGCAAUUUCAGCUAUGAGCAGCUGUUGGAGGCCUGGACAGCUGCUCAAGGGAACAGCAGCAGAAAGUGA
Coccomyxa subellipsoidea C-169 is the source of this 2625-nucleotide messenger RNA. RefSeq lists its product as hypothetical. The transcript is spliced from 19 exons. Lineage: Eukaryota; Viridiplantae; Chlorophyta; Trebouxiophyceae; Coccomyxaceae. The record is from RefSeq and is a predicted model, not a curated record. Gene Ontology annotation, cellular component: MutSalpha complex; nucleus. Gene Ontology annotation, biological process: mismatch repair. Bases 1 to 2625 code for a protein of 874 amino acids. Gene Ontology annotation, molecular function: mismatched DNA binding; ATP-dependent DNA damage sensor activity; ATP binding.